AUGGAUCCCUCUGCCAUGUCCUACCCCAGGUAUUCAGGGAGCUCUGAGCCUGUGUCACUGGACACAGUGAUUGCUCAGAGAUUCAGCUACACCCUGAACCCUAACAUGCAGUCAGAAUUCCUACAGUCACAGCAUGCAAGGCUCCCACAGUCAUGGGGUGCUGACUCUGCCCUGCAGACCUGUCCCAUCCUUGGAGAGAAUGGCUUUGCCGCCCUGAGUGAAAUCCUGGCAGGCGCGGUGGGCGCACACUGCCCGCCAAAGUGUUCUGUUCCGGGGGUCGCGGACAGCUCCAGGGAGCCUGCGAACCGGUUCAGGACGGAGCCCAGGCCCUCAGCCCGCCCCCGGGUACAAGCGCUGAUCUCUGCCCGUCACAGCAUCGGGGCUGCUGUCCGGGGCGCCUCUGGUUCCGGAUCAGCUCCAGGUCCAGUCCACCGCCAGGUCCUGUCGCUCUGCGGCCGCACUUGGUCCCGAGCGCGCCACUUCUCCCCUCCCCUGGGCGCGCACCUGCCCGGCCCGGCCUGUGCUCCCCGCGGUGGACAGCAGAGGGCACGCGAGCCUCGGAGUCGGGCCCUGUCUGCUGGAGAGCCGCGGCCCUGGGGACUUCCGCCCCUCAAGGGCUUCAGGCAGCAGAGUGUGGUCCGCCCGCCCACCUCCCUACCAAGCACUGCUCGCGGUCUCCCCGGGCAGCGUGCGGGAGCCCUGACGCGGGGGAACGCGCGGCGCGGGCGACACUCCGGGCCUGGGUCCUCACUCUGCCCGGCCCGGCCGCUGGGCCUCGGCCUCCGCGGGUGUAAAUGCGCCCGGGGAGGGGGGGCUUCGGGUGAGAGGGGGCGGCCGCGGCCUCCGCCCUUCUCCCCUCCUCUCCCACCCACCGCGUCCGCUUCCCGCCUCGUCCCUGCCUCCCCGGGACCCGCACGGCCCCGGGACCCGCACAGCCCUGGGUGCCGCACAGCCCUGGAUCCCGCACAGCCCAGGAGUCGUCCUCUGCAGUGGCCAGGAGGCUCAGAGGCAAAUGAUGGCGCGGGGCGGGGCCUCCGCAAGGAGUCCCACAGGCGCCGCGUCUGCGCUGUCCCGGGCACCAGCGGCUCGCCAGGCUUUUCCUCGCCAGUGCCGGUUGCGGGCCAGCUCUGGAGCUCGCGUGGGAGUCCCCGGGCCCGAGGGAGGAGGCGCCCUCCUGGGGGAGUCGCAACGCGGGGUGGGCACUGGAGGAGGGGGCGCCCUCCAGCUGCCAGCCGCACCCCUCCCAGCCCCGUGGCCGCCCCGCUGCCCAACGCAGAGGCAGCCAAGGCCACUCCAGAGCCCCCGGAGUCCCUGAGGUCCUGCCCUGCAGGCCGAGCACACCCUUGGCGCCCCAUGCAUGCAUGGCCGCCUCAGCACCUGCAGCCCGGGGUCCUGGCCCCUCCUCCCUGCGCGAAGGGCGCCCCCUCCCCAGGCCCCGGCCCUUGGCCUCCAGGAAGGGGCCAUGGGAGGUGGUGGGAGGGGUCCGGCGGCUCCACGGGCCCUGGGAGCCUGGCCAGACACAGGAGCUGGUGAGUGGGCAGCGGGGCUGGGAGCAGCUGCUCCUCCAGGGGGCGGGGGCGGGGGCCUGCUCCCAAUCAGAACCGCGGCCACCCAUGCAUCCCGGUGCCAUGGAUGGCCACUCACCGACCCUAGGGAGCUCCCAUCACAGUCGCCCCCCCCAUCUCUCUCUCCCUCUCCCCCUCCAGCUCCGUGGGUCCCAGGCCAUGCGGACCGCGCGUUCGGAGCCCGCGGCCGGGCGGGGGUAGGGUUGGCCAGGCGUCCUGCGCCAGCAUGGAGGUGCUGGGUGCCCCAGUGCCCAGCAAAGCUGGAGAGGCCGCGGUGAAGUGAGAGCUGUGCUACCACGUGAAGGCCAAGAUGUGGUGGAUGGAAUUAUGAGACAUACAAAGAAAUGAAGUGUGAUGGGGCCAGCGCUGUGGUGUAGUGGGUGAAGCUGCUGCCUACAGUGCCAGAAUCGCAUUUGGGUGCGAGUUCAAGACCGGUUGCUCCACUUCUGAUCCAGCUUCCUGCUAUGGCAUGGGAAAGCAGUAGAAGAUGGCGCAAGUCCUUGGGCCCCUGCACCCAUGUGGGAGACCUGGAGGAAUGUCCUGACUCCUGGCUUUGGAUUGGCACAGCUCCAGCCAUUGCGGCCAAUUGGGAAGGGAAGCAGCAGAUGGAAGACCUCUCUCUCUCUCUCUCUCUCUCUCUCUGCCUCUCAUUCUCUCUCUGUGUAAC
Messenger RNA from Oryctolagus cuniculus (rabbit), 2232 nucleotides. Lineage: Eukaryota; Metazoa; Chordata; Mammalia; Lagomorpha; Leporidae. The record is from RefSeq and is a predicted model, not a curated record.